AUGACGGAGACACCCAUCAAGUGGGGCCCUACAGGCUUCAACCCUGCGCCACCACCCCAACCCCCACCAGUGCCCCGAAGGGCCGCCGUAGAGCACAUCUCCCGCCCCUGCUUAUCCUCUGAAGCCUUCAAGUUGGCCACCCUCACCAGCCUCUCCCUCAGAGAGCUGCUCCCUCAGAUCCCUUCAGUGGAAGGCAAUGGUCUGUUCAUCAAUGAGAGUGCGAAGCUAGUGAAUAAGUUUUUGAAGGAUGUCAAGAACCUGUACCACUCAGAAGCCUUCUCCAUCAACUUCAAGGACACCGAAGCGGCCAAGAAACAGAUCAACGAUUAUGUAGAAAAGGGAACCCAAGGAAAAAUUGUGGAUUUGGUCAAAGAACUUAGCGAAGACGCACUUUUAGCUCUGGUGAAUUACAUUUUCUUUAAAGGCAAAUGGGAGAAGCCCUUCGAGGCUAAGUUGACCACAGACGAGGACUUCCAUGUGGACGAGAACACCACAGUCAGGGUGCCCAUGAUGAAAGGCCACGGCCGGUUUGACGUCCACCACUCUGACACUCUCUCCAGCUGGGUGCUGCUCCUGGACUACGUGGGCAACGCCACCGCCUUCUUCAUCCUGCCCGACCAGGGGAGACUGCAGCACCUGGAGGACACGCUCAGCAAGGAAAUCCUCGCCACGUUCCUGGAAAACAGAUCCUCAAGCACGGACACUGCCCCUCCCUGGUGCCCGGGCCCAGUGCAGGGCGAGCAACACCAACCCACGCCGUGGGAGAACCGAAAAGGAAGAGGGGGACAGGGCACUAAGUGGGAGAAACGCCCAGAAAGGAAACACAUUCAUUGCUCUGAAACUCCUUUGUUUUCUAACCAUUGUGACAGUUUCGUGAAUUUACGUUUGCCCAAACUGUCCAUUUCUGGAACCUACGAUCUGAUAAAGGUCCUGGGCAACCUGGGCAUCACCAAGGUCUUCAGCAACCAGGCUGACCUCUCGGGGAUCACUGAGGAUGUGCCCCUGAAGGUGUCUAAGGCAGUGCACAAGGCUGUGCUGACCGUCGACGAGAAAGGGACUGAAGCUGCCGGGGCCACUCUCGUGGAAAUCGUCAAGUUGACAAGUGUGUUGUCACCCCCAAAUGUGGAGUUCAACAGGCCCUUCGUCUUAAUCAUCUAUGACAGAUACACCAAGAGUCCCCUCUUCGUGGGAAAGGUGGUGGAUCCCACCAAAACAUAACUUCCUCUCUGGUUCAGCCCCCACCCCAGGCCAGGCCCCCGCCCUAGAGGACAUUAAAGAAUGGCUGACCCGGCCCAGGCUU
Ceratotherium simum simum (southern white rhinoceros) is the source of this 1300-nucleotide messenger RNA. The record is from RefSeq and is a predicted model, not a curated record. NCBI's taxonomy places the organism in Eukaryota, Metazoa, Chordata, Mammalia, Perissodactyla, Rhinocerotidae.